UCUGUUAACAGCUUAUAUAAGGGCGACACAGCUGAGACUAAUUUGUUGAUUGGAGGGUGUCAACUUAAAAAUGUCACAGGGGUGCACCAAACCCAAGGAAGAAAUUACCAGCUUGAUAUCAUGUAUGGAGGCUUUUUAUCAUUUUAUUUAGUCAAAUAUGAUUCCUGCGUCAUUGUCUGACUCAUCCACAACAUUAACAAAGAGUGUCAAGUUUUUGCCAGAAUCUGAAUAAACUCGAGAAUGGUCUUUGACUGUUGCACAGUUCUGUAUGUUCACAUGAUGAGGCUUCAUGAAGUUAGUGAGCAGAGUCUCAGGAAGUUCUAAUGGAAGAUGGCCAAACAGACCAGACAUGUGAUGAGGAAAAUACCAUCUUCAUGUGACCCAUGUCUGAGGAGUGGCUCAUGGACGAGGACAAACACCCAUUUGUGCUGUUUUCCUCAGUCGGCUCUGAACCACGGAAGGGAAUCCACCAGUCAGCCUGCUUCGAUCGUCGGAUGAAGCCACUGUGGCAGGAUGCACACUAUUAAGACAGUGGAAACCCAGGUGCCCUUUCUGAAAGAGAGUUUCUUCACCUCCACUUUCAAAGGCAGGAGGAAGAGCAGCGUUACCAACCUCCUCCGUAAACAACAGCACUCGCUCCUCAAUCAACAACACCAGCAACAUCCGUGCAUUUUAGAGCAUCAGCAGCAGCAAUUUCUCUCCCCUUCAGUAGAGAAUGAACAAGGCCAGCGCACUCCGGAGCAUCAGCGACUUGUUCGCUCGACCAGCAGCCCGUUAUGCAAGACAGCCGAGCGUGCAAGAGCAGAUGGGGAUAGGAAGGAGGGGCAAAAAGAGAGGAAGGAUCAGAGAGUGAGAGAGGCUGUGCAGGGUAGUGGGGGAGAGCGAAGAGUGAGUGGUAGCGAGCCCGUGGCUGUCAGUGCCAGUCCCCUCCUCCUUUCAGCAUCAGCGGCUCCGGGAGAGGCAGCAUCACUCUCACAGCUGCCUCUAACUGUAGUGGGCAGACAGCAGGGAUUAGGCGGCUCUGAUAGGGCUCUGACCAACAGAGGACCAGCAUCAGAAGCAGCCCAGGAGGAAGCCCAGCAUGCCCAGCCUCGAUCCCAGCAGCAUGGCCUGUUAGCCAAGGGUGUCCGCCUGUUCAGGAACAUGGGGAACCAGGAGACAAAGCAGAAGAAAGGAGGAGGAAGUGCUGGAGCAGUGGGAGAUGCCUCCUGUGAUGGCGAUGCUGAUGAGAGGGAAGUGGACAAAAGAUCGAAAAAGUCCCACAAUAAGAUAAGUAAAGGAGGAGGGGAUAAUAGUGGUAGGAAGAAAUCAAAGUCAGAGUCGAAGGGUUCUGUGUUUUCCGGCAUGAAGAUCAGGAAGAGUUUAUCGAAGGCGAAAGGGUUGUCUAAGGAUGACAUGUUGGAUGAUGGGAGGUCAGCGCACUUUGGCAAAGCAGGGCUGAAGCCCGGUGCAGAGGCGAGCUUGUCAGCUAAUGAGAUGGGCAUGCUAUCAGAUGUCGAGGGGGAUCUAUGCCGUCUGACCACAGACAGUGAACAGUCUAUGGUGGAUGAGCUCGGCCGAAAGACGAGCUCUGGGUCGGAUGCUGACCUUUACAGUUUUCACUCAGCAGCAGCUGAAAAUGAAGACCUGCUCUCUGACAUCCAACAGACCAUAAGAGACCAAUGUGUGGCCAGUGACAGGCUGGAAAUGGUGACCGGGUUCUUAUCCAAAGGGUCAACAUCUGAGGGGAUCAAAGUCUCUGAGAAGGUAAUGUCUCACCAGCUCCUUAAUCUGGAUAAGGAAGUUUUCUCACCCUCUGUUGGUGCUGAAUGUGUACCUCAAGAAGUAAGUGAAGGGUGUAAAGAUUUAGAGAACGAAAGCUGUUCUUCUGGUCAAGGGUCCCCGAGUGGAAGUGGUCUAACAUCUUCAGCCCCGGACAGCAGUGGCAGCCUCCUACCAAAGACUAACAGCUCGUACAGCUUCCCUGACACUACGCCCACCAGCACCUCGUAUGAGAGCGCUGAGGAACACCAGGAUGACCUGGAGAGUCCCGUUCUGCACCCGCUGCAGCCUCGAGGUAAUCAGGCACCACAGAGCAGAAACACAUGUGUGCCAAGUGUCCGUUUGGACCCCAUGGUAGCAGGGGCGUGGCCUAUGGGGUCUCACAAGAGUGUGAGCAGCAUGGACCUGUCUCUGGAGAGGGAGGAGGAAGAGGAAACUGGGAGACAGGACUUCCUGUCCCUGAAAAGGAGGAAGAGUAGUUUGUCUUUUAGUCAGCUAACAGCAGACAGCCCCCUUGGGUCUCAGUCGAGACGGACGUCCUCCACCACCUCUCCCUCAACUGUCAAACUCUACCCUCCAGUCCACCCCUCCUAUGUUAAGACCACCACCAGGCAGCUCACCUCUCCGAUCAGCUCCCCCAUUACCAGCCCCAACGUGCCCAGAAAAACAGACAUCGCUGUUGCUCCAGUAGAAUCUACCAAGGGGUUUAGGAGGCACAAGCAGCGGUCUUGCUCCAUUGCUGGGCCCCUCGGUGAGUCUGCAGACUGGUUCACUGAGCUGGAUAAGCUUAGAGGGAGACAGGGUGGCAGGGCCAAAUUUCCAGAGCAGGAGACACCAGAGAAGAGUCACACGGGUGGGACGUACUGGACGCUGGGCUCCAGGAGAGCACAUUAUGGAAGGCAGACCUCCGCCACCACAGCACCCUACCUGGAUGUCUUCUCUGGUCGCACUCUGUUGGACUGGCUGUGUAUGCAUGGUGGAGAUGGGUCUGCAGAAGAGGAAGCGAAGGAACUGUGUCACCGAAUGUUGGUCCAGGGUCUGCUGCACCCCUUCAGCGACAUCACAGCCGAGCUCCCUGGUGACAGCGCUGCCUCCGGAGUCUUUAAUGAGGAGCAGCUGUACACCUGGGCUUCUGUAGGUCUGCCAGUGUCUUCUCACCUGUGGGAACUCUAUGGGGGGCGAACCUCAGGCAGAGAUCAAAGCUUGAGAUCACCUUUGCAUCAAUCAUCAUCCAAGACAUCAGGAGCUCUACACUCUCAGGCUGAAUCCAGUUGGUUGAAGUCGGGUCAGUCAUCCUCAGAGGAUGAAAGCUGCCUCAUCCCUCAGCUGGAGAGGACCGUCGAUGACCUGCGGAUUAAGAUUGCUGUGUUGCAGGGCCAGCAGGCCUCCUUGGCAAAGAGCAGCGGUGAUAAUACUGGAGCUCUGGUCGCUGCCCAACGCAAGGCCUCACAGAUGAGAGGAGAAGGAGGAGGAGGAGUGGGAAAGAUGAGCCAGGAGGUGUCCGUCCAGACCUCACCUGUGGAGGAGGGGUUUAAGUUUGACGUGCCUUUCGUCGGAGGAUCAGGCGGUGUGUCGUCUUCUGUUUCAUCCUCCAACCCCAAAUCUACAGAGAGCUUUGUCUGCACGUGCCAGAAGAGGCAACCGAGCAGCGCCCAUCAACCUCCUCCACCACCACCGCCUUUACCAGCGGGUAGUGCUCCUCCUCCUCCUCCUCCUCCUCCACCACCACCGCCUCCCCCGCCCUUACCCGGGUUUGGACCCUGUCCACCACCGCCACCCCCUCCUCCUCCUCCACCACCAGGUUUUGGACCUCCUCCGCCCGGUUUCGGACCUCCACCCCCACCUCCUCCUCCGCCGGGCAUGGGCCCUCCUCCACCACCGCCCCCUCCACCGGGAAUGGGCCCCCCUCCACCACCCCCACCCCCAGGCUUUGGACCUCCACCACCACCAGGUCCCAUGCCCUCCAUGAUGGUCCAGGAAGCUGCCUCUGCCAAGGCUGCGAUAGAGCCCCCCAAGCCAAUGAAGCCCCUUUACUGGACUCGGAUACAGCUGAAUGCUAAAAAGCCCGUUGGCUCACUGGUGUGGGAGACAAUCGAGGAACCGAGUGUGGACUUUCAAGAAUUUGUAGAACUAUUCUCCAAAAGUGCUGUAAAGGAGAAGAAAAAGCCAAUUUCAGAUACAAUCAGCAAGUCCAAGGCCAAGCAGGUGGUGAAGCUCUUGAACACCAAGCGUUCGCAGGCUGUGGGUAUUCUGAUGUCCAGCAUUCAUCUUGAUAUGAAGGACAUCCAGAACGCCGUCCUAAAUAUGGACAACACUGUCGUUGAUCUGGAGACCCUGCAAGCUCUUUAUGAGAAUAGAGCUCAAAAUGACGAGAUGGAUGGAAUUAAAAAGCAUAUUAAAUCAUCCAAAGACAAGGAGGACGCCAAGCCACUGGACAAGCCAGAACAGUUUCUAUUCCAGUUAUCCCAAAUCCCCAACUUCUCUGAACGAGUGUUCUGCAUCCUGUUUCAGUCAACUUUCCAUGAAUGUAUCACCUCAAUCGUCCGCAAAAUAGAAAUCCUUCAGAGAGUGUGCAAGACUCUCCAGAAUGGUAAGUGUGUAUCGCAGGUGCUCGGCCUGGUGUUGGCUUUUGGCAACUUCAUGAACGGAGGUAAUCGGUCUCGAGGGCAGGCCGACGGCUUCACCUUGGACAUUCUGCCAAAGCUGAAGGACGUCAAGAGCAGUGAUAACUCCCAGAGUCUUUUGUCCUACAUUGUUGCUUACUAUCUAAGGCACUUUGAUGAGGAUGCUGGCAGAGAGACGUGUGUCUACUCUCUGCCUGAGCCUCAGGACCUUUUCCAGGCCUCCCAGAUGAAGUUUGAAGACUUUGAAAGAGAUCUGCGCAAGCUGAAGAAAGACCUCAAUGCAUGCUCAGCAGAGACGGAGAAAGUUUGCAAGUUUUCCUCUGAAGAGAACCUGCAACCCUUUAAGGGCAAGAUGGAGGAAUUUCUAAGCCAAGCCAAAACCGAACUGGAAACACAAGAGAAGCAGCUGGCAGACACUCUGAAGAUCUUCUUGGAGUUGAGUGUUUCCUUCUCAGUUAAACCCAAGGCCGGAGAGAAAGAGGUCUCUCCCAACACUUUCUUCUCCAUUUGGCACGAGUUUUCCACUGAUUUCAAAGACCAAUGGAAGAAGCAUAAUAAGCUGAUGUUACAGGAACGGGUCAAAAUGGCUGAAGAGUGCUUCAAACAGGCCAAGGAGAAGGCUUCCUACAAUGUGAAACCCAAACAUGCAACUGGAAUCAAAGCAAAGCUGGGUCAGAAGAUCUGAAGCAGAGAAUGGAAAAUUAUCAUCACGCAGCCUAUUGCACAAACACUGUCUGUACAAUCUGACGUGACUCAUCGGUCAUUUUUACAGUCUUUAUUUUCUUCCGGUGUUUGUUUUCAAUUGAUUUAGACCUGUUGUUUAUGGUGAGUUAGUUCCAAGUGGAUAUUAUAUUGAUUAAAAGUGGAAUGAAAAAUUACAUUCUCAGCCACCCUUUCAUAGCACUUGCAUAAUUAAAUGAAACAUUGCCACCAAAAGACUUCCUUAAGCUGAGAUGAUUAAAUGUGGUUGCUAGAAAAUGCCAAGUGGAGUCUGAAAUUUGUAGCAACACUAUAUCCAAGCUUACUCUGUAUUUUAUAAGCCAUAUGUAGCCUAUUUUCUUUGUUUAGUGCAAUUCCUAAGCCGAGUUUAUAGUAAGGAAUGAGCACUUCCUCUUUAUAUAUCCCUUAAUGGUCGAAAGCACAGAAUUUUAUAACAUUUCUACACAGUAGGCAUGGAUCACCUGCCAGACUGAAAGUGCCUUAUCGCACAGCGGAGGGGUCAAAUCAGUGCUGUAGAUCAGAGCUUAAUAUUGAGACAUAUCACCUUUAAUUAAAUGUUACAUGUUAAGAAGAGAAACCUGUUUUACAUCAGCUUAAACAUGACAACUUUACGGUUCUUAAUAGUUUCAUCAAAUUUGCUUCAGAACCUUAUUAUGACUAUAGCAGCUCCUACAUUGUCGUAUUAUAUGUCUUUCAUCCAAAAAGGCCAUGCAUACCUUAGUGAUCUGACAUAGACUUAAUAUUGUUUUACUCAGCACUUUUGUCAAAAUGCUUUAUGUUUUAAGCAAAAACCCUAUGCAGUUAGUUUUGCCUUUCCUACUAUAUGCAAAUGGGGCAAUAGGACCAUGUUAUAUGAUGUUCGUGUGCAAUACCAACAAUGUGUUUUGACUGAAUACCCUUG
This is a messenger RNA of Anoplopoma fimbria (sablefish), 6006 nucleotides long. RefSeq names its product formin 2a (gene fmn2a). Gene Ontology annotation, cellular component: cytoplasm; actin filament; nucleus. Gene Ontology annotation, molecular function: microtubule binding. Gene Ontology annotation, biological process: actin nucleation; intracellular transport; intracellular signal transduction. The record is from RefSeq and is a predicted model, not a curated record. NCBI's taxonomy places the organism in Eukaryota, Metazoa, Chordata, Actinopteri, Perciformes, Anoplopomatidae.